Schistosoma haematobium is the source of this 3799-nucleotide messenger RNA. RefSeq names its product Transposon Ty3-I Gag-Pol polyprotein. The record is from RefSeq and is a predicted model, not a curated record. The coding region runs from base 1300 to 2124 and encodes 274 amino acids. NCBI's taxonomy places the organism in Eukaryota, Metazoa, Platyhelminthes, Trematoda, Strigeidida, Schistosomatidae. The transcript is spliced from 2 exons.
UGGUGAUUUAAUCGAUCACGUGCCAGAAUCUGAACCAUAUGAUAAGAUAAAAGCAGCAGUUAUUCAACGCACCAUGGUCUCAGAUGAGAAAAGGCUACAACAAUUGUUAACAUCUUGUGACUUGGGUGAUAAAAGACUCUCGCAAAUUCUCCGCCACAUGAAACAACUCGCUGGCCCAUACAAGCUAGACGAAGCCCUCCUAAAGCAAAUGUGGCUUCAAAGAUUACCACACAGCGUUAGACAAAUUCUCAGUGUUUCAGGGAAAUCCGUCGCACUUGAUGACCUAGCCGACAUGGCAGAUAAAAUGAUGGAAGUAUACCACGACAAUCACUGUGUGAACUCAUUGCAACCACCUGGACCAACAGAUAGUAGCUGUUUAGCCUCCUUUCAAAAGCAGUUAACACAAUUAACGAGCCAGCUGGCGUCACUGCAAUCGACCAUAGCAACCAUUCAAGCUAGACAAUCGAGAUCCCUCUCCAGACGAAGAUCUUUUUCUAGACAACGGUCUCGGUCACCGAAGCGAACAUCUGGUGUUUGUUGGUACCACCAAAAAUACGGCACCAAAGCACGGCGUUGUACACGACCGUGCACAUUUUCUGCGUCUGACACAGAGAAUCAGGGAAACGGCCUGGCCAGACAGUAAUGGCGGCAGCUGUUACUGGCCAACAUGUUAGCCGCCUCUUCCACAUCAGGGAUCGUAUUUCUGGCUCAGACUUCUUAGUCGAUACUGGAGCAGGAAUCAGCAUCAUCCCACUUCACCUCUCACGCAGACAACAUACGACAAGCACUAAAUUGUCCUUAGUAGCGGCUAACGAAUCAGUUAUCAAAACUUACGGAGAGCAAUCUCUUAUAUUAGAUCUCGGGCUCCGCAGAAGAUUCACAUGGGUAUUCAUAGUUGCUCAAGUCAAACGACCCAUUCUCGGAGCUGAUUUCCUCAGUGCCUACAAUUUGUUAGUAGAUAUGACCAAGAAGAGAUUAAUCGACGCAAAUACACGUUUACAGGUAGAAGGUACACCUUCCAACGACUGUGAAAUCCAUGGUGUACGGAUAAUGAAGCCUGCGAACAACGUUUUCAACGACAUACUGACAGAAUACGAAUGCAUCACGAAAAUAGACUACCAAAAAGAAUGCGAUCCACACCAUGUGCAACACCAUAUCACUACCACUGGACCACCUAUUAGCGCCAGGGCGAGGAGACUACCACCAAGCAAGUUGCAAGUAGCUAAAAGAGAAUUCGAACAUAUGAUGCAACUUGGUAUUAUCAGACCAUCCAACAGCCCUUGAGCCUCGCCGUUACACAUGGUACCAAAGAAGGACCAAGAUUGGCGUCCGUGUGGUGACUAUCGACGAUUAAACAAUCAAACCAUUCCUGACAAGUACCCGAUUCCGCAUAUACACGACUUUUCAUUAAACCUACACGGUAAAUGCAUUUUUUCGAAGCUCGACCUAGUGCGAGCAUAUCACCAAAUUCCAAUGGCACCGGAAGACAUUGAGAAAACAGCCAUAAUAACACCUUUUGGUUUGUUUGAGUUUCUAAGGAUGCCAUUCGGGUUAAAAAACGCUGCGCAGACAUUCCAACGCUUCAUGGAUAACGUAACAAGAGGCCUUGAUUUCGUGUUUGCCUACACCGACGAUGUUCUGAUUGCAAGCUCAUCUUUAGAAGAGCAUAUCCAACAUGUCCAGAUCCUUUUUGAUCGUUUUAAAAAACAUGGCGUCGUCAUCAAUCCUUCGAAAUGCAUAUUCGCAGUCCCAGCCUUAGAGUUUUUGGGACAUUACAUCGACUCACAAGGGAUCAAACCACUUCAGACGAAAGUUGAAGAUAUUACUAACUACCCCGAACCAACCUCGGUGAAGUCAUUACGACGUUUCCUCGGUAUGUGUAAUUUUUAUCGCCGCUUCUUACCACGUUGUGCUGAAGUAUUACAGCCAUUAACCGAUCUGUUGAAAGCCGACAAAAAAGGUACGAAGAAAGAGAAGAGUCAGACAUUCAACCUACCCCCUGACGCCAAAACAGCAUUCGAGAAAGCAAAGUUGAUGAUAUCUAAUGCUACCAUGCUACAGCACCUAAACACCGAUCCCACAACAAACCUCAUCCUCUGCACUGACGCCUCCCAAAAGCAGUAGGAGCAGUAUUACAGCAAUGCGUUAACGACAAGAUUACUCCUAUAGUGUUCUUUUCCAAACGAUUAUCAUCAACUCAAGAGCGUUAUAGCACCUUCGGACGCAAACUUCUGGCUAUGUACUUAGCUGUAAAACACUUCAACUUCCUCCUUCAGGGACGCGAUUUCACCAUUAUGACUGAUCAUAAACCACUUUGCUAUUCUUUCAAUACGACCUACAACAAACAUUCUCCACGGGAAGCGAGACAACUGGAUUACAUUUCUCAAUUCACUACGGACAUCCAGUUCAUCAAAGGCUCCUCCAACAUUGUUGCUGACGCUCUAUCUAGAAACGAUAUCAACAUGAUGGUACACAACCACAACAUCAGUCUUGAAGCUUUGGCUAAAUUACAAGCAGACGAUGCAGAAUUAAAAGUCUGCAAAGAAAAGUCUAGCUUAGACCUCAAACCUGUACCUAUUCCCCUUUCAGACGCAUUCAUCAUGUGCGACACUUCAACAGGCAACAAUCGUCCGUUUGUCCCACAUGCUUGCCGACGAUAAAUAUUUCAGCAUUUGCAUGGUCUUUCACAUCCAGGCAUCAGAGCAACAACAAAGCUCAUUACCGAACGUUUUGUGUGGCCUAAAAUCAACUCGGAUGUUAAACGUUGGACACGUAACUGUCUCCAGUGCCAACGCAGUAAGAUACAAAAACACACCUACAGUCCAAUUGGGAAGUUCCCUGUCCCUGACAAACGUUUCCAACACGUGCAUUUAGAUAUAGUUGGGCCACUGCCUCCGUCAAACUCCUUCACCCACAUUCUCACUGCGGUGGACAGGUUCACAAGAUGGGCCAUAGCCUGCCCUAUAAAAGACACUUCGGCAGAAACGGUCGCUUCAGUCUUCCUCGACCGCUGGAUAUCCAACUAUGGAGUACCAUCAAUAAUCACAACAGAUCGUGGUCCCCAAUUUCAAUCUGUCCUUUUUCAGGAGUUCACUAAACUUUUAGGGGUCAACCACAUUAAAACCACAGCUUACCACCCAGCAGCUAAUGGCAUGGUUGAAAGAUUUCACCGCCAAUUGAAAAGCUCGCUGAUGGCACAAAAUGAUACGACAAAAUGGAGUGACGCAUUACCACUUGUACUCCUGGGUAUCCGUUCGACUAUAAAGGAAGAUAUAGGUUGUACAGCCGCUGAGCUAGUUUAUGGUACAACCCUUACAUUACCAGGCCAAGUAGUGGACCCAAACACUUUAACACCAACGGACCCAAGUCGUUUUGCUAGCCAACUGCUGCAGACCAUGCAAAAGAUCAAAGCCAUACCGCCUCGUGAACAUAACAAUCGAAUACAACUCGACCGAAAUCUAGAAACAUGCGAGUUUGUGUUUGUUCGAGUUGAUGCUGUUAAAAAACCAUUGAAACAACCAUACGAAGGUCCAUAUAAAGUAAUUAAACGCACACCAAAAUACUUCAUCAUCAGCAGAGAUGGCAACAAGCAGACUAUUUCUAUAGACAGAAUCAAACCUGCUUUCUAUGAAGCUACUCAAGUCAAAGAAGACAAAGCUGUUGACAAUCAACCCCUCUCACCAGUGACUGAAAAACCAGUGGAGGAUAAAAAACUGAAUACUAAGCCUUCUUGUUUAACACGCUCCGGCAGACCCAUAAACAAACCCAAGCGUUAUGUCCAUUUCGUCGAUUAAAAAAA